AUGACCAGACUCACUAUCCUAGCAGGUGUGUGCCUGCUGAUGUGCCACCUGGCGACUGCCUCCCAGAUGGUGUGCUACUUCACCAACUGGUCCCAGUACAGACCUGGCGCUGGGAAAUACACGCCCCAAAAUGUCGACCCCUUCCUGUGCACCACCCUGAUCUACGCCUUCUCCAUCAUCAACAACAAGAACGAGCUGGUCACCUACGAGUGGAACGACGAGGUCCUCUACAAGUCCUUCAACUCCCUGAAGACCAAGAAUCCUGGCCUGAAGACCCUGCUGGCUGUCGGUGGAUGGAACUUUGGUUCAGCCCAGUUCUCCAUCAUGGUGUCCAACGCAGCAAACCGCCAGACGUUUAUCCAGUCCACAAUCAAGUUCCUGAGGACUCAUGGAUUUGACGGUCUUGAUCUGGACUGGGAGUAUCCAGGAGCUCGUGGAAGUCCUCCACAGGACAAGCAGAGGUUCACUCUGCUCUGCAAGGAGCUUGUUGCUGCCUAUGAGGCCGAGGCUGCAGCCACCGGCAACACCCAGCUCAUGCUGACCGCUGCCGUGUCUGCAGGGAAGGGAACCAUCGAUGGAGGAUAUGAGAUCGCUGAGAUCGCCAAGUAUCUGGACUUCAUUAAUGUGAUGACCUACGACUUCCAUGGAACCUGGGAGCGCGUUACCGGACACAACAGCCCACUGUACCGAGGAUCCCAGGACAAGGGUGACCUCAUCUACUUCAACACUGACUUUGCCAUGAGGUACUGGAGGGACAACGGCACCCCGGUGGAGAAGCUGAGGAUGGGUUUUGCAGCUUAUGGUCGCACCUUCCGUCUGGCAUCAUCAAGCACUGGCAUCGGAGCCCCGGCUAGCGGCGCUGCUGCAGCUGGACCGUACACACGCGAAGCUGGCUUCUGGGCCUACUAUGAGGUCUGCACCUUCCUGAAGGGCACAACAGUUCAGUGGAUCGACGACCAGAAGGUUCCAUAUGCUGCCAAGAACAACGAGUGGGUGGGAUUUGAUAACAAGGAGAGCUACGAAAUCAAGGUCCAGUACAUGAAGGACAACAAGUACGGUGGAGCCUUUGUGUGGGCGCUGGACCUCGAUGACUUUAAAGGAGAGUUCUGUGGAGAGGGAAGCCACCCGCUGCUGUCACAUCUCCGCAGACUCAUCGAUGCUGAGAUGCCUCCACUUCCACCAACAACAACCACAACCUCCAGACCUGGUGUUUCCACCACCACCGCUAAACCUGUCAUCACCACCACUGCACCCACCACCACCACAACCUCCAAACCCUCUGUUUCCACGGCUGCACCGUCCACCAAGACCACCAUCCCCAUCCCGGGACGCGGCUUCUGCAAAGACAAAGCUGACGGCAUGUACCCCCACCCAGAAGACAAGACCAGCUUCUACCUGUGUGCAGGAGGACGCACCUACCUGCGCAAGUGUGGUGUCGGCACCAUCUUUGAUGACAGCUGCAAGUGCUGCGUCUGGCCCUGA
Molecule: messenger RNA, 1482 nt
Organism: Myripristis murdjan (pinecone soldierfish)
Lineage: Eukaryota; Metazoa; Chordata; Actinopteri; Holocentriformes; Holocentridae
Product: acidic mammalian chitinase-like
Exons: 11
Coding region: 1-1482 (493 amino acids)
Biological process (GO): carbohydrate metabolic process
Cellular component (GO): extracellular region
Molecular function (GO): hydrolase activity, hydrolyzing O-glycosyl compounds; chitin binding
Source: RefSeq, a predicted model, not a curated record